This is a messenger RNA of Brienomyrus brachyistius, 1831 nucleotides long. Its product is annotated as tubulin beta-4B chain-like. Gene Ontology annotation, molecular function: GTPase activity; structural constituent of cytoskeleton; GTP binding. The transcript is spliced from 4 exons. NCBI's taxonomy places the organism in Eukaryota, Metazoa, Chordata, Actinopteri, Osteoglossiformes, Mormyridae. Gene Ontology annotation, cellular component: microtubule; cytoplasm. The coding region runs from base 144 to 1478 and encodes 444 amino acids. Gene Ontology annotation, biological process: microtubule cytoskeleton organization; mitotic cell cycle. The record is from RefSeq and is a predicted model, not a curated record.
CUGCAGCACAGGGGAGCCUGGGCGGCGGCAGCGCGAGCAGUCUCACGCACAGCGAAAAGGGUGAGGAGCUCGAGCCCAAGCGAGAAGCCGCACGCCCCUGCAGUCCUCCGUCGCGAGCCGCCCUCGAACCCGCAAGUGUCGCCAUGCGCGAGAUCGUGCACCUGCAGGCCGGACAGUGCGGCAACCAGAUCGGCGCCAAGUUUUGGGAGGUGAUCAGUGAUGAACACGGAAUCGACCCCACUGGAACUUACCACGGGGACAGCGACCUGCAGCUGGACAGGAUCAGUGUGUACUAUAAUGAGGCCACAGGAGGAAAGUAUGUUCCCCGGGCGAUUCUAGUGGACCUGGAGCCAGGGACCAUGGACUCUGUCCGUUCCGGACCCUUUGGCCAGAUCUUCAGACCUGACAACUUUGUGUUCGGCCAGAGUGGAGCUGGGAACAACUGGGCCAAGGGCCACUACACAGAGGGGGCGGAGCUGGUGGACUCGGUGCUGGACGUGGUGAGGAAAGAGGCGGAGAGCUGCGACUGCCUGCAGGGCUUCCAGCUGACACACUCACUGGGCGGGGGCACCGGCUCGGGCAUGGGCACCCUGCUCAUCAGCAAGAUCCGCGAGGAGUACCCCGACCGCAUCAUGAACACCUUCAGCGUGGUGCCCUCCCCCAAGGUGUCCGACACCGUGGUGGAGCCCUACAACGCCACGCUCUCCGUGCACCAGCUGGUGGAGAACACAGAUGAGACCUAUUGCAUCGACAACGAAGCUCUUUAUGACAUCUGCUUCCGCACGCUGAAGCUGACCACGCCCACCUACGGCGACCUCAACCACCUGGUGUCGGCCACCAUGAGCGGCGUCACCACCUGCCUGCGCUUCCCCGGCCAGCUCAACGCUGAUCUCCGCAAGCUGGCCGUCAACAUGGUUCCCUUCCCCCGUCUUCACUUCUUCAUGCCUGGGUUUGCCCCCCUCACCAGCAGGGGGAGCCAGCAGUACCGCGCCCUGUCCGUCCCAGAGCUCACCCAGCAGAUGUUCGAUGCCAAAAACAUGAUGGCCGCCUGCGACCCACGUCACGGCCGCUACCUGACGGUGGCCGCCGUCUUCCGAGGCCGCAUGUCCAUGAAGGAGGUGGAUGAGCAGAUGCUGAACGUGCAGAACAAGAACAGCAGCUACUUUGUGGAGUGGAUCCCCAACAACGUUAAGACGGCCGUUUGUGACAUCCCACCCCGUGGCCUCAAGAUGGCCGCCACCUUCAUCGGCAACAGCACUGCCAUCCAGGAGCUCUUCAAGCGCAUCUCCGAGCAGUUCACUGCCAUGUUCCGCCGCAAGGCCUUCUUGCACUGGUACACCGGUGAGGGUAUGGACGAGAUGGAGUUCACAGAGGCUGAGAGUAACAUGAACGACUUGGUGUCGGAGUACCAGCAGUAUCAGGACGCCACAGCCGAAGAAGGCGAGUUUGAGGAAGAAGGCGAAGAGGAGGUCGCUUGAAAUGCCAAGUCUGCUCCUCCCUCUUCCCUCCUCCCUCAUCAUUCAUUUCUCCUGCCACCCUCCCUCUAGCUUGCUCUCCCCCACUGAAAGGAUUGUGUCCUUUACAGAAAUAUAGUGAAUAGUGUUCCCUCCAGAAAUACACACCCAUUUUAACCGGUGCAUUAGUGAAUGUGUUUGUUUCUUUCUUUUGUUUUUCAUCGCCAUGAACACAUCACCCCAUCGCCAUGAACACAUCACCUCUUGUUUCACUGCUGCCCCGCAUAAAAAGGGAAGGAUUUUAACAGUAACCGUGAACCUGAAUUAAAAAUGUGUGCAAUUUGGCCUUUGAAUAAAGACAUGGAAACACAAGGUGA